Molecule: messenger RNA, 7989 nt
Organism: Chilo suppressalis (striped riceborer)
Lineage: Eukaryota; Metazoa; Arthropoda; Insecta; Lepidoptera; Crambidae
Source: the annotation of a GenBank genome assembly
GGUCUCUCAUCUUCUUUCUCUUUCGACACUUUUAGAGCCACCUUCCCCACUAUUCUUAUACCUCUAUGAACAAAACCCGCUAAAACAUAGUUCCAAGCUAAAUUUAAAUACUAGCGUGUUAUGCACACAGAUAAAACAAAAUACUUUGACAAAUCAAAUGUUUGCAAAUGAAUACGGCUAUCCAUUCAUUAGGUGAGAUAAUGUUAAACGGAAAUCUCAACCAAUCCGAUCGGCGUGUUGAUUGUAAACCAUUCGACUUGCUUAAUAAAUAACCUUCGUACGCAGUGAGGUCAAUCGACUUUUAACUUUGAUCAUUUUCCUAGAAAAUAUUUCACUCGUCCAGGUAUCAAGCAGGAUUCGCACCUACGCCUACAUACUAAAGUUAAAGGCAACUUCUGCUGUCACUUUUUUUGAGAUAACGAUAGAAUGAGAACAAUUGAUUUGAUAUAGCAUUGAAUUGAUCUGACGUUGCUGAGUUCAGCUGUUAGUUACUGGUAGACUGAUCUUCGACAUGCGGCUUCUCAUUUACUUUUUCUUAACGAUGGUUCUCUAAUGGCAAUAAGUAAUGUUUAAAGCUGAGUAUUUAAUAAUUGAAAUAUAUCAGUUAUAGAAUUUUAUAUUUAUCGAAGUUUUGAAUAGUUUUUUUUGUGGAAAAAUGUUUUUAGGCUCAAUGAAGCUUUUUGAGAAGCAACUUAUUAUCUAAUAGUCUUGUAAUGUAAAUCAAAUGCGUAUCAAGAGUUAUUAACUUUGUCGCUAAAGUAGAUUUUGUUAUGAGAAUUCUGUGUUAUUGAGAUGGAUAUAGCUGCUUUAAUAAUGUCCAACUGACAUUUAAAUUUAUGUAAAUUCAUAAAUGUUUACAUUGCAUUAUUAUAAUGCGAUGAUCAGUAACGCUUAUUUAAAUUUAAAACCUGGUUCCAUCAUCUCGAAAACCUCACAUUGCAACAAGAGCUCUAACUUUAGUGACGCAGAAGUUGUAUUCGAAUAUCAAUCGCGUUGAAUAGUUGAAUGGUUUGACAUUUUCACGCUCUUCAUUACUAGAUGAGUGUCAUAAUAAUGUUGAGACUGUGCAAAUCGAGUGUUUGAUGUAUCUUUUGUGUGUAUUAUGGUGUGGGCCGCCGAGUCACCGCCCUUACGUACUUUACGCUUACGGACGAACCGGUUUGCUAAAGACAUACGAAAUUGUACCUUUUUGUCACGGUAACAUGGACCAUAAUAGCUCGCAAACCUUGUAGUCAUAUAAAAUAUUACUCGACACUCGUAUUUCAAUCCGUAAGCGUAUUGUAACAUAACGAGUCCGAAUGUUCAAUGCAGUUGUUAGCUGUCCUCCCGCUUGUGAUAACACUCAUAUUGUAUGUGCUUGUCGUCUAGCAGAGUGAAAUGACCUGCAACUGUAGAAACUACAGUUGCAGGUGGUUUUACUGAAGGGAGCGAUGCAAUAGACUUUCCAACUGAUAAAUCACCCCUAGGAUCUGAAUUUUUAUAAUCUUUACUUUGUUAUUAUGUAAUAAAAUAUUGAUGCCACAUUAUCGAAUGUAAAAAGCUAUACUGCGAAGUAGUAAAAUUUGAUAAUUAAUAUGAUGUUUCCCAUAUACCUACUUACAUAAAUACUUGUGGUAAAGUUGAGAUUUUUGAAUAAUUGAAUAAUAUUCUAUGAAACUACACGAGCCGGUCCCAAACCCCUAAAUUUAUGGAAGGGAUUGAUAAUAUUUACCGGUUCUGUGAAAGUGCACCAGUUUGCGACUAAUGGCUUCGUAGACGUAAUUACUUCGACCGUUUGAUAAGUUUAGUUAUACUGUCUACGAGUUCUCAUAAUAUACUUAGUGUACCAUAGGAUAACUUACAUUUCAAGUACUGAACGAGUGUCUGCACAGACCGGGAGGAACUGUGUUUCAUAUAACAAAAAAAAUAAAAUUAACCUUAUAACGAAGAACAUUAAGUAUAGAUUUGGAGAUACCGCUCACACACGCUCGAAACAGUACAAAAAUUGCUCAAUCCAAUUUAUAUUACAACCAUUUGUAAUAGAGUUGAUAUUCUCUCGGUCUGAGUUGACCCUAAGCCUCUUAUAUAGGGUGUUUGUCGAUGUAACGCGAAGUGUCAUGGUUCGAGGAAGCCGCUUUUGAUGUUGCACUGCUUUUUAUAUUACGCAUGCGGCUAUCAAGAUCGUUUAUACAAUUACUUUUGACGCUAGUUUCAUUUUUUUGGCCGUUGAACAAAGCGCAAUUUUAAUUUGCGAGUUAUGCACACUGAUCCGUGAUCCCGGCUCAGACGCAUAUGUGAGGCAGUUGACGUUGCAAUUAGAGGCUAUUUAAUUGACACACAACAGCGAAUCGGUUCAGUUAGGACGCAAGACAGGCGGUGCAUCGGUGACGGUAGCGCGAGCGCAUGUGUGCGAUGUAAGGAGAAAAUUUAGGUUCGGCAGGGAUAUUAUUAUCGUGUGAACGAAACACGAUUAGUAAGGAUUUACGUUUCGAAGAGGCGCAUUAAUCUAUUAGGUAUUCCACUUUCGUAUACCAUGUUUAAUGUAGUAUCUUGGUGAUAGAUGCCAAAUAAUCCUAAUAAAGAACUGAAUUUUAUAUACAUAUUAACUGUUCUGAGGGUAUUUAGUCUAGGUGUUUAUUUAUGUAAUUUAAAUAGUGGUGAGCUUUCAAUUAAUCACUUGAUGAAUCUGGAAAAGUGAAUCCACGCUAUUUAUUUAGUAUUAUAUUUAAAAUUGUACCUCGUGUAUCGAGUUUCCCCUAUAAUAUAUGGAUCGAAACAUUUCAUGCUCAACCUAAUUUCUGUUUGUGUAAUCUUUCCAAAACUGAUAUUUCAUUUGUGCCAAGACUUUUAGUUUAAGCGAAAGUGCAAUGAUGCCACAUUUCCCUCAGUCAAUGAUACAUAAACGUAUAUAUUACCAGAUGUCUUAACACGAUUGGCCUAAGUAAAUUAGUAUUUUCCAAUGUGUAGGUUUUGUAUCCUAACUUUUAGUGUUAACUAGUAUAUUUGUAUUGAACCUUGUCUGACCCUUCCGUACGUUAAAGUUUGCACUUGGAGGCGGCAUAACGUGCUACGUACUAUUAUGUUAGCCCGGUGCUUAAUGUAUUCUCGUGACGUGAACAUGCAAAAAAACUUCCCUAUUAAAUUUUACGCCACAUCCUCAGAACAUUUAACAGCUAGAUAUUUUUAUUUAUGUAAACUUGGAAAUGAACAUUGAAAAUAAACGAAGAUUGAUUAUUAAUUAUUAUUAUUAUAUUUCAACAGUGUCCACUGUUUGUAUGAUAUUAUGGCUCUUUUCACAUUCACAUGUAAAUAGUACCGAUUUUAGUAUUGGUAAUGAGUGAUAUUAGAGUGUUGGUAUUAAAUGUUUUAAAACAGUAUGUCGUUUACAGUAGUCUCCGACUCGAUCAUUCCAAUUGGACCGCCAUCCAGGUACGUUGUGACAUGAUACUUAAGGACAUUAUUCAAUUAUAUAAAGUUUAUAUCACCAUUUAUAAACAAAAUGCAACUGUGUCGCACAAACGGUAUCUACAAUUAAUUCUAAUCGUAAGGUGCUUGAGUAUUUUGCAUUUUUAUGUCACAAAGUAAUGGUUAUUGUCUUUUGGCGAAUGAAUGCUCACUGCAGAGUUGCAGAGCACAGAGGCGAAACAUUAUUUACAGAUUAUAUUACGAUUGAUAUUUAUUAUACUUUUAUACAGUGUUUUUAACAUAAUAUAUAGUUAUUAUAGAAAUAUUAUCAGCAGAAAUUGUUUUUUUAUUAUACUUAUUUUAUUUGCCUGUAGCUCUCAACAUCGUGAACAAUCACUCGUCAAUCGACUAAAUGUUUCAUUGCACUGUGGAUAGAGCACGAUAAUGUAUAGCUAAAUGGUGAAAUGUAUUUGAUUAGUCUCGAUAACGUAAGAUUUGAAUACGUUCUCACACCAGCAAUGUUACAAUGAUUGGCAAAAUAAAUUUUCACACUAAGACAUAAUGAAUUCCAACUGAUUAAUUUUUUUCUCUCUAAUGUAUAAUUUAUUUUUACUUUAAUUCGGAUUUAAGUUGUAGCUGUAUAAUAAUACGCUUUAGGCUUGUAAUGCUUUAUCGGAAUAGCUAAGUUCGCUGUCUAUCUUAUAUGGCAAUAUUAUGAUUAUAUUUUAUUAGUUAGCCAAUUUUAAGUAUUCCUCUAUUAUAAUUAUUUUAUUCGCCAUCACAAUUUAAAGGUCGCCGAAACGCUUAGAGGAUAAGAUGUGAAAAAAAUGUGUGUUAGAUAUAUUUUUAAUUAGAAUUUAUUCAGUAAAUUGUUGCUGUGUUACUCGACAUUUAUACAUGGUUUACAGUAAAUGUACAUCCGUGGGUUGCGUCACAGAUAGCGAGGUGGAGUCAAAAAUUCGAGUGGGACUGAUGUUAGUUGAUACUGUUUGACGCGAACGAUAAGGUCUUAUUACCUCCGAGUAUCAAUUAAAUCUAUGUUAAGUUCUCUUUUACCCGGUGUAACACUGUCAUAAUGUGAACAUUAAAAUUUUGCUUAUUUACUCGUUCUUCGAUGCGAUCUCUUGAUCACAAAUUGUAACAUUUGAUCUCCGUUUAUUGUCAAACGUUACGCCGUGUGUUACGUAUGACAGUGUGACGACGGUGUUGGUUAUUAUUAUGACUAUUAUUAUAUUUCACUUAUUUGUAUAGUUUUUUUAACACAACAAUAAAUAUAAAUGUGACAUAAACAUUGGUUUUAUUUAACACAGAAGCAGCAUAAAUCCUUCAAAAUCCUUCAAUAAACGUCAAGAGCUACCUUCAAAAAAAACAAUGCGAGAUAAUUUCUCUUAUUUAACAUUAUAAUAUUCUCAAAGUAAUAUGUACAACUAACAGUAUUUAUCAUCACAUCCCACAUGCAAAACAGUCUGCGAAUUAGCCUUUAUUACUAAACAGAUAAAGUUGUUAACAAUAAAAGAUCACAACCCGUAAUAUUAUUAUUACAUAAAUAUUGAGAUCGCGUCGCGGCGUCGAUCGUGCAGUGAUAAAUAGAUGAGCCGUAAACACGUAACAGUUUUUUUUCUAAUAACCUGUAAUUAUUUUCUCACGUGACGAGACCAGUUAGCUUGUCACGUAACAGUCUUAUCCUGUUUUUAUGUUCUUCAGUGAUAAUAUUCUCUUUGAUGCAACUUAAUAAAGAGAUAUCACGCUCCAAUCGGUCCAGUAUCGAGUCGAUCUCUUCUGUAUCUAACUUCACUCGCUUACUCGCCGGCUCUCCAUCGCUUUCGCCGCUGAAUAAACUAUCUAUGUCGGCAAGAUCGAAAUUGCUGCUGCAAGAAUUAUCUAUUUUAUCAACGAAACCAACAUCUUUACCCUUUGUAUCACUACCGAGUUCAAGGCAUUUGUGACGAUAUUUAAAAUUGCAAAUUAAGUUUAAUUCGUCUCGCAACUUCGUAUAGUCAAAUGUUUUAGUGUUAUUAGUAGCACAUUGUUGCCAAACAUCUGAAGCGGUUUGGUUCCCACUUAUAAUCGAAUUAAUUGUUAAUUCUAAAUAUUUGCUAUUGUACGUUCUUAUUUCACUAAACAAGGAUCUCUUAACUAAAUCGUCACCAUCUUGAAUAAUCUUUUUGAAUGUUUUGUUGAUAAUUUUCUCUGCUUCCAUUUUGUUUUCAUCGUGGAUCGGGUUGGCAGCCAAUUUACAAAGCAAAUUCAUUAGUAACAAACUAAGUUCUGCGUUGCCACGUUGUAUCAAUCCCGAGAUGACAUGUAGGAUCUUAACGACAUGUGAACUUCUACCGUAGACUGAGUAUACCAUAGAGUUUGUUAAUGACACCAAAGCUUCAAUGUAUUCAAAGAACCACAUUGUGUUUAAGUCCAUUGUGUCUGAGAGGAAUGUCAAGUUUUGAGGACACGCCUUUGACCAGCCUUCCAACAAAAUUCCUUCCAAUCCUUCUAGAAUAUUACAAGAGCAUGUGGCCACUAAUCUGGUAACUUUAAUCAAACCAAUUAAUUUUUCGUGACACUCAAACGGCAUACUUUUAAAAAACACGGUCUUAAUUUUUUCAACAAUAUCCUUUUCCACUAUCCUCUGCAAAUCUACGGGCAAGUUCCUGAUCUUCAAUACGGCCCACAAUGAGACAUUAUUCUGGUUCAUCGACGGAUUGUAUUGCUUGUAGAGCCUGACUCGGUCUUCGAUAUCCAAAAGCUCAAAUAAACUUGUCAUUGUGCGUUCCAGAUGAACCCUUUGGGGAGAGAGGGAAAACAUCGGAGCGUUCCCCAAUUUCAGAUAUGUUUGACAGAGAAACAUCAACUGAGUGAACAGCAAUUGUUUGUUAUUGGUUACCCGAGUUAACAUAAUCCAUAAAUUGGCUGCAAAUAGUGGACUUAUGCUGUCAACUCUAAAUAAAGCUUCGAAAAUGAUCUUCUCCAAUCCGCAAUAUUCUUGAUUGUUCAUACUGAGCGCGAAACAUGUAGAAUGGAUCAAUAUAUAUUCGAAAAGACCUAUAGAAUCAGCUGGAGAGUUGCUGGUGACGUCAAUAUUGAAUUUCAUGCCAAUAUUUAACCAAACGUAACAGUCAGGCAUCAUUUUGAAUAGACAAGUGAAAAAUUCCCUUCUUGGAAAACUAAUUCGAUCACUUUUCUGUGACACCAAUCUCAUAAGGGUUACCAUGAGAAUAAUAUAUCCUAAAACUUCGUCAUCUUGAUGCCGUUCAUCAAACUUGUAAUUUAUAAUUAUAUGUAUAAAACUUUCAUCACACAAUAAUUCGUUCACUAGAACAUCGGCCGGAUUCAAAACAUUGGCGGACAUAAUAUUCGUGAACUGUUGCGAUUUGCCACCUAAAGUUUCGAGAUAAGAGGGAUUAUGCAAAUAUAAAUUAAUUAACAAAUCAACAAUACGUUGAUACGGUUUUGAUUUUGAAUGUUUAAAAAUAGUGCAUACUUUUAACAGUAUUUUUAUCAUAAAGUUGGUCAGUUUCAUUGAUCUCAUUAUAAGUUUGUCCUCCUGCUCCACCUCCAUUGAAGCUAUUAUAUUACUGGAUACCAUAGAACAGAGAACAUUUGUACAAUCAUAAUAAAUGCUGCUAUCCAUCAGAUAGUUAACAUAUUUCUCACAUAUCAUAGUGUAAGCUUUCCACUGCUCUGCCAUAGUCUUUAUGUCUAGAGUUUGAGCCACUUCACCAAUAUGCAAGUUAAUAUUUAGUGCUUCAACCAGUAUGAGCAAUUCUUCUUUGUUAGUGUGAUCGAAAAUAAAAUGCUUUUCUAUCACCAUCAAGUAAGUGAGCUGCAACUCAUGACAAGUUCUGAACAAAUCUUUGAGUUGUUGUUGUAUGCUUGCUAGAUGAUCUCCAUAUACAGCUUCGCUGUUUCUGCAAUGUAUAAAAAUAUCCACAAUGAUUUGGCCGGUAGUUGUAGGAAAUGUCUUCAUGGUACUACAACUCAUUGAGACAGAUUCUAUAAUUUUCUUUAUAAAACUAGACAGCAAUUGGAGGAUGUCGACAGCAUUAUCUAGAAAAUGGGAUAGUUUCUGUGCCUGUACAUCUGUUUCCAAUACAAAUUCAUCCAAUAGCUUCAGUGUCUGUGAUAUACAUAAAUAACAAUCUUGAAGCAGUAAUGUGAAAUAAUCACAAAUCGGUGUGUCCAUCCAAGUAGAGGUGUCAUUACAAAGAGAGGUUUUUGUUUUGUUUAACAAAGUCUCGUAAGUAUUCAUAUUUAUUGUAUUUGUUUCAGCGGGUACAGUAAGUGAUUGAUUUACGUAGUCUGAGACAUCUGAACUUUGUGAGUUAUCCAUUUCUAUAAAAUUCUUUUCUUACGCAUUUGAGGCCUGAGUGCAUUUUAAGUUUUAUUCUUAAAAAAUAUUUUUACCGCAUUUUUCCAUGAAGUUUCGGUUUUCGAAACUUUGACCAAUGUUGCCAGGUCCGAUAUUUAAAAAAUCGGGAGGCAUUAUAGAAAAAAACAGUAGAUGUAUGGAAACAGCUACAAGAAAAAUAGCCUAGUGGCUUCUGCCGCCCCUCAAAGCUAUUUUUUCUUUCGACAAUUACAUUUAUUUUAUAAUUAUUAAGGUUAUCU